Messenger RNA from Coffea eugenioides, 792 nucleotides. RefSeq names its product protein VARIATION IN COMPOUND TRIGGERED ROOT growth response-like. The annotation marks the transcript as partial. The record is from RefSeq and is a predicted model, not a curated record. The transcript has a single exon. Lineage: Eukaryota; Viridiplantae; Streptophyta; Magnoliopsida; Gentianales; Rubiaceae. Gene Ontology annotation, biological process: defense response to fungus.
AUGCCUGAUUUGAUAGAGUGGUCAGGUUUGCUGUGCCACGAUUCAUCACAUGCAGUAGUCAAGAUAUUCCCUUCUUUGGAGAUUUUAAAAGUCAAGAACUGUCCCAAAUUGGUAAGCCUGCCUGAUGGUGUUUGGCAGAACCUUAGAUGCAUUAAAGAACUAAGUAUUUCGAGUUGCGAUAGUUUAAGUCAUCUACCAAAGGACGUGGGAGGAUUGGCAUCUCUUGAGAUUCUAACAGUAAUGUAUUGCCCCAAUCUUGUUUCCAUUCCAGAUAUUCAUUCCCUACGAUCUCUAUUUCAGCUGAAUCUUGCGGGAUGCGACAACUUGCGCUCACUACCAAGUGGAAUGGAAGUCUGUACAUCAAUCUUGUUGGGCUUUAUAUUAUUGACGUGCCCUGCUAUUCAACCAGAGGAUUUGCAUCCUCUGUCGAGGAUGACUCAACUACGACGAUUGGCGCUAGGUGGUUUCUCUCAUGAUCUUGAUUAUUUCCCCUGGCCCAGCUACGCCAUUAAUCCUUGCAGAGUUACUAUUACCGAUAAUGAGAACAAAGAAUUCCAACAUCCUUUUGCCUCGUUGCGGUCUCUUGCAUUAUGGGGUUGGCAAGCAGUCACAUCUCUGCCGGAACAAAUUCAGCAUCUCUCCAACUUGGCCGAUUUAGAUAUACGGCAAUUUGACGGGAUUGAGGCUCUGCCAGAGUUCUUGGGUAGCAUCCAUUCACUCCAACAUCUGCGCAUUAGACACUGCAAAAAUCUGUUGUAUUUGCCUUCUGCUGAUGCAAUGCGUCGCCUCGCC